CUCCUGCAGGGAGCUGUUCACUCCCACACCGACAUGGCUGCUGCAGUCAGGAUGAGGACGUGGAGCUGUCCGACCAGAGGAGUUUUCCAUCCAUGGGCAGUCCUUUGUGCAGUUUUACUCAGCACCAUAAAUGCGGUUGUUGCAGCACCUGAGACAGGGGUUUGGAAAAUCACAGUUGUAAAUACCUCAAGACCACUGCUGUUAAGGAAAUCCAUGUAUAAAGACACUGACAUUCAAUUGAAAGUUGUGUAUUUUGGCUGUCCUGAGGAGGUGACCUUCUCUAUUCACUGGUAUUUAAAAUACUACCCCUGUCACAAUGAAUUCAACAAUAUUGAAGAAAUGUAUGAGAGAACGCCUCUGAGUCGUGGGGAGGGCCUGGAUCCGAACCCCCUUGGACCAGGAGAAUUCAUUGAACACCGACACCGUCCCAUGACAUGUAACAAUGGACUGCGCUCCUUUGAGAUGCUCAGAAAAACCAAAGCAGAGCCUCGUCUGGUCACUCCGCCUGUUGAUGGUGAAGUGCUUGAUGAAAAUUACACCAGAUGGAUAACAGAAGAGUAUGACAGCAGCAGCACCACGAAGAACGGCAGUGUAAAUAUCAAAGACAACGUCAUAGCCACUACGUGGAAGGACGGGCCUUAUCUGCUGGUCGUUAAGUUUGUAUCCAGUAAACAGGAUGCCAACUGGAAUCUGACUGUUAAUGUGGUGAUGAAAGGCAGCCACGGCUACAUUUCUAUCACAGAAUGGCCUCUCAUGAUCUUCUACAUGAUGAUGUGCGUAGUGUACAUCCUGUACGCCCUUCUGUGGUUUAUCUGGGCAGCGUGCUACUGGAAGGAUCUGCUCAGGAUCCAGUUCUGGAUAGCAGGGGUCAUAUUUCUCGGGAUGGUGGAGAAGGCCGUCUUCUGUGCCGAGUAUGAAAACACCAACGCUGUCGGCUCUGCAUCCCCUGGCUUGUUGGUCUUUGCUGAGCUGGUCUCUGCCCUCAAGAGGACUUUGGCUCGAUUGCUCGUCAUCAUCGUCAGCCUUGGUUAUGGCAUUGUGAAGCCUCGACUUGGGCAUGUCAUGCACGGAGUUGUGGGACUCGGCAUCCUCUACUUUGCCUUUGCCAGCAUCGAAGGUGUCCUGAGGAUCACUGGGGUGAAAGACUCUGACUUGGCCCUGCUGGCCAACAUUCCCCUGGCUCUGCUUGACUCCUCUCUAUGCUGGUGGAUCUUUGUCAGCCUGGCACAAACCAUCAAGACUCUGAAGCUGAGAAGAAACCCUGUCAAGCUGUCUCUCUACAGGCACUUUACAAACACAUUGAUAUUUGCUGUCAUUGCUUCUGUCAUUUUCAUAGCAUGGACGGCAAAAAAAUUCCGGCUAGCAGAAUGCCAGUCUGAUUGGAUUGAGCUAUGGGUGGAAGACGCUUUCUGGAGAUUCUUGUUCUCUGUCAUUCUGUUUGUCAUAAUGUUUUUAUGGAGACCAUCUGGAAACAACCAAAGGUAUGCUUUCACACCUCUCAUGGAUGACUCUGACGACGAGGAGAUUGAGGAGUUCAUCGCCUCUACAAACCUGGCUGAUGGCAUGAAGUUGAGAGCAUCUAAAAAUGAAACGAAUGGCACGGUGAAGCCUGCAGAAACAAACCCAGAGGAUGACUUGAAAUGGGUGGAGGAUAACAUUCCUAGCUCUUUUACUGAUGUAGCUCUGCCAGUCCUGCUCGACUCAGAUGAGGAAAUCAUGAUGAUCAGAUAUGAGAUGUCAAAGAUGGAGUGAGGCGAAACAUUUCCAGCCAUCAGCUCACAUGGAGGGGGAGCGCAGCAGCUGUCUCUGACUCUGCAGCAGGGUUUUCUCCAGGAUUUUCAGUCGGGUGGUGCCAUGUAGGUUUUAUCAGGGGAUCUUCCUGUACGGCCUUCACUUAGCAGGGAAGUGCAGGCCACAAUUUAGGGGGAGCUCUGCUUAUUUCCUCAACUUCUCCAGAGCGAAGGACUCUAACAGAGGAAAACUGUCUUUUCACUGACCAACUGGUUCACCAUUUCCUUGAUUAUGAUCAGUUUUGAGCCUUUCUUUCCAAAGAGAAUGUUUCAUUUUAUAUUAAGUGCGGUAUUUAUUUCUGUUAUGUUCAUGUGAAUUUAUUUUAUCAGAGAAUUAAGAACAGUGGGCCUCAUGCAUGAACAUGCUCUCUAAUAUAGUGUCUUUCUAUGGGUAUGUAAAUGUUAUUGGUUGGUUGUAAUAAAAUAAGAUACUUAUUUAUGAUGGGAAAAUAAUAAAAAGGCCCUUUUAUUCUCAGUAAUUAACACCAAGAAUUAUUUAUCAAAGUUAUUUUUGCAACCAGAAGAGAGCUGGAGAAUUUGACUGUAGUUUAUUCGUUAAUUUUAAACAGGAUCAUUCUUUAUGUGUAAAUCUAAAAGUUCAAUAACAGUAUGUAUUUUGUGUCUGAAGCAUACUUUUUGUUUUUGUCUGUCAGCAUUAAAAUCUGAGAUGAGAAAAAUUUAAACACAUUGAUUUUGCUCUUAUGCACUUUGCGGAUCAAAGUUGUGCCUACAUGUAGUUCUUGUGUGAGGCCUAAUCUGUUCAGGUAAUUGAGAUCAAUAUGUAUGAAAGUGUCGUCAUGUCUCUGGCAUCCUCAGUAUUGAUGUGUGUGAGGGAGGAUGAAGCACAAACAAGUGAUUUGUACAGUUUAAAUGUUAACUGGGCUCAAUAGUGUCGAAUUUGGGGUCUGAAUCUACUGUAUGUGUGUGGUUGGACAGGUUUUGUGUCUUCUGAAAUAAGGAGCAAUAUAUUGUACCUAUGUUAAUAUGGAGUUAAGUAAUUUCUUUAUUUAUUUGUUUCAAGUGUACUUAUAAGUUGUUAAAGAGUGUGUUCACCCAUGUUUACUCUAAAGUGUGUUUACAAUGUGUGCUUCCAUUUUAUUAAUGCAUUGGGCCCUGAACAAUCUCACGGUGUAUUAGGGGGACAGCAAACUUGCUUGUUUCUUUGCGCUGUUUGCUUUCUUUGCUGAUGGAAAUCAUUGUGGCAGUUUCACAGACACCUUAAUAACAUUCAUGUUCUGUCAAAUAAGUCUUAAUAUUUCAAUUUUUUUCUGAAAAUGGUGUUUUUGUCAGUGUAGCUUUGGAACACUGUUGUCAUGUUCAUGUGUGUUGUCUUGACUAAAUAUAACAGCAGGACUUUUUCUGCUUGUCCAGGCCAUCCCAUAUUAUGACACAUGAGAUAAGUUAUGUUGUUAGCAUAAGCACAAGCUGAUCACUUGGGUUUAUAAUGUCAUUUUUCCGUCUUUUUAUUGGUUGGAAACCUUGAGUAAUUGUGCUUAUUAUGGCAAGCUGUCCUUCUGUUACAUAAAACUGCAGACACCUGCAGCGGACCUCGAUUAUUUGUACAGAUGGGUUUUGGCUGAUUCCUGUUAUUUCAUAAUUCCACAGGUGGAGAGGUGUCUGGAUAAUAUGACUUGUCUUUUUCUUUUUUAUUUCAUGGGUGUCAUGAAGAACUGGGCUUGAACUUUUCAUACCAGCAGUUUUUUUCUCUCUUCCUUCUCAGGAAGUAUGUACAAUAUUAAUAUUAAAUAUUAAUUGAACACAA
This is a messenger RNA of Plectropomus leopardus (leopard coralgrouper), 3552 nucleotides long. The record is from RefSeq and is a predicted model, not a curated record. Lineage: Eukaryota; Metazoa; Chordata; Actinopteri; Perciformes; Serranidae.